Drosophila simulans is the source of this 3683-nucleotide messenger RNA. It is a transcript of the gene Rab2, whose product is annotated as ras-related protein Rab-2A. The transcript has 4 exons. Gene Ontology annotation, molecular function: GTP binding; GTPase activity. The record is from RefSeq and is a predicted model, not a curated record. Gene Ontology annotation, cellular component: Golgi apparatus. Bases 208 to 849 code for a protein of 213 amino acids. Lineage: Eukaryota; Metazoa; Arthropoda; Insecta; Diptera; Drosophilidae.
AUCGUUAUCGAUAGGGCGACGACAGCCUGCGGUAUUUUGGUUUUUCCGCCAGCCCUGGCCGCAAACUGGCCACACUGUCGCCAGCCAGUCAUCAUAAAUACGAACAGAUUGGAAAACUUACAAGAAUUGCGUAUUAUCUGUGGCAUUACGAGAUCGUACUUUCUAAAAACUAAAACUAGCUUACCGUAACCCCCGUCACAAGCAAACAUGUCGUACGCGUACUUGUUCAAAUACAUCAUUAUCGGAGACACAGGCGUGGGCAAGUCCUGUCUGCUGCUCCAGUUCACGGAUAAGCGAUUCCAGCCGGUGCACGACCUGACCAUUGGCGUGGAGUUCGGAGCACGCAUGAUCACCAUCGACGGGAAGCAGAUCAAGCUGCAAAUCUGGGACACGGCUGGCCAGGAGGCUUUCAGAUCUAUCACACGUUCUUAUUACCGCGGAGCUGCUGGCGCCUUGCUGGUGUACGACAUCACACGACGGGAGACCUUCAACCACCUGACCACCUGGCUUGAGGAUGCGCGUCAGCACUCAAACUCGAACAUGGUCAUCAUGCUGAUAGGCAACAAGAGCGAUUUGGAUUCGCGGCGUGAGGUGAAGAAAGAGGAGGGCGAGGCCUUCGCCCGCGAGCACGGACUGGUCUUCAUGGAGACUUCUGCGCGCACAGCUGCCAACGUAGAGGAGGCUUUCAUCAAUACGGCCAAAGAGAUUUACGAGAAGAUCCAGGAAGGUGUCUUCGACAUCAACAAUGAGGCAAACGGCAUUAAGAUCGGCCAACAGCACUCGCCCACAAACCCGUCGCUGCCAGGAGCCGGAGGAGCAGCUGGAGCAGCAAACAGUGGCUGCUGCUAGGAGUAAACCGCAGAUGCCCGCUUGCAAUUCUGGGAUAGGCGCAGCCGCUUCUGUAAAAGCUACUUUAGUGACUAACUAAUAGAAGGUAGUUGAAGGAACAGAUUUCUUGUUUUCUAUCUCAACCGUAACUAACCACGUAAACAUAGCUACCACUAAACUAGCAAUUGGACACUAAGCUAAAUGUUAAAACCAUUAAGAUCAGACAGUUACAAGAAACACAUCUCCUUGUUCAGCUACGUUUUAAUUUACCAAAAGAAACCAAAAGGAAGAAAAAACCAGAAAUAAACCAAAACCAACCACAUUUGUGUACGUGAAUGUCGUGCGUGAUUCUAAAUUUUAUAAAGUUUAUUAAAACAUUUUUAAAUGUUUUAUGCAUGUAUUUUGUGUAUAUUGAAGUUAGUUUGCUAGUUACUUCGUGUAAAAUCGAUAGUUAUACAUUGGGAUUUUGACAAAAUGAUGUGUAAUAUAUGAACAAAAAUCAAACUGUGUGAAUUUUCAUUGUGAUUUGAUUUCAGUGAGGUCCAGCCUCUUAACGCUGCGCCACGCCCCUUUUUGCAAUGGGUAUCUGCUCCGCUUCUCUAUACAUACAUACAUACAUAAUUAAAUAUAUUAAUAUGUUUACGUUUCCUUCUCAACGCAUUUGCUUUGUCUAUUUUGUUGUGCAAUCCGCUUAGUCUUUAUACAUACACUAGAAAAAAAAAGUACUUUAACAAAAUAUACAAAACAUGAGGGCCGAAAUGGGGUUAUAUAAUUUACACAAUCAACAUGCAUUAACAGUGGUAACUCGAAAUGCUGCGAUUCAAUGAUCAAUUUAGUAUUUUACGAAGUUUAUAUAUUUAAUUAACGGCGAUUGCUAAGACAAAACGAAAGAUACAACUGUAAACGUAAAUCAAAUUAUUUAUAAUAUUUGUAUUUGCCCAACACAAUGCGGAAUAAUAAAUAUACAUACUUAUUAUUAAUAUAAAUAUAUAAAUUGAAUCGGUACUUACCAUGGGCUUAUUAAUCAAGUGAAAGUUAACGACUAAUUCGUUUAGUUUUUUGGUGUCUAGAGAAUGUCGAGGUGCCAGUAUUGCGCCUUAGUAAACCUCUAUUGUGUAAUAAUUAAACACUAUUGUUUAAAUGCAAUUUAAUGAAAAGAGGUCCCACAAACAAUUACGCAUUAGUUUAGUUUAAACCCUUUUUUAUUUAGUAAGAGGCUUUCGGUAGAUAAUUGUUUAAUUAAUGUCUUGUAAAUAUUAUAGAAUGGUGAAUCCUUUUUUGUUUAUGUACAUAUUUGCUAAAGUGUUCUGAAUCAACAAUUUCCAGUUUCUAUGUCGGCUAUAGGGCUAUAGUGUCGCAUUUACUUAAUUUUUUAAAUGUGCUUAUAUGUUAAAACAUUUUUUUUACUACGGAAAUAUACUAUUAGAAAUAUUUUUGUAUUUUUUUAAUAAUACUUGAACUUUUAAGAUAUUACAUAGGGUGUUUUUUAUUUUCUGAAUCUUAUCUGUGUUUUGUCUAAGAAAAAGUUUGCCAAAUUGCAAAAACAGGUUUUUCGCUCCAACAUUAACUAUUUUGUAUACCCUAAUUUGCUCAGUUGAUUUUUUUAAUUUGAAACUUUUCGGAUCCGUGACGUCUGAUGUACAAACAAAUGCUCCAAAGAUUUUAUUGUGAGUUUUAGAUUGAUUGAAAAUGGUCGCUUGUUAUUGCAUACGUUACAUAGAUUGUUGUUUAUUGUAUUCCCUUUAAUUAAUAUUCGUACGAAAUGUAAGGCAAUUAAAACUAUUUUUCUAAAUUUUGUAAAGAAGACAAUUGAGGGACCCGUUUGCACCUGGCAGUGAUGCACUGCAUUGAUAUUGAUUGAAAUUGAACAGUUUGUCUAGACAUGAGUACAAGAUGCGGUUAGUAAUUGCCCUAGUGCGGUAAGUAUAUGUUAGGUGUAUAUUGAUACUUAGCUACGAUUAGUCAAGUCAAGUAUAGUCUUACGGGCUAGAGCUUAGGAAUAGGCUUAGUUUCAGUUACAAUUCUGCUCUGAUUUUAUGGCUGCAACACCAUUUGACAUAAGAAACUCGUUAACAUUUAAUGCUAGUCCAUUAUUAUGCUACAGUUCGGAUUGGUAGUACCUCCAGUUGCCUUCUACUUGCGGCGUUCAACAGUGCAAUGUAAGUAACCUAGUGUAAAAGUUGAGCUUUUUUAGUCUCUAAGACAUCACUAUCACUCUCCUUAGGUGCUUUCUUCUCACAGAACUCGAUCAGAUACGAACAGACACCGGAGAGUGCGAUAAAUAUUCCAGCAUAAUAGAAGGUGUCAUCCCAUCUGAAAGAGGACAAAGCGAGGUCAGACGACCCGUGCACAGACUGCAGAAUGCCACAAAACUCACCUGCCCGUAUACUCGUAUAUGACGCCUGCAAUAGGGGGUCCUGCGAUCAUUCCUACUCCCUGAACCAGCAGCACCAGACCGUAGGCACACGUGAAAUCGUCCAGAUCCACAAUACUGACCAGAAUGCUGGGCGUAAACGAAAAAGAGCUGGCGAACGUAAAUCCGAAAAUAACGCACAUGGCCAUCAGGCCCAUGUAGUUGGUAAUCAGCAGGGGCAUGAAGAACACUGAAGCUCCACAGACUGAAAAAUAUGUCGUUGAUAAAUUGAAAAUGUGACAUAGUCCAACCAACUCACCCAGCAUGCACAGCGAGUAGCAUAUGUUGAUGUUCAUCCAGGGCAGAUCCCCCAGAUAGCCAAGUCCUAUCAUGCCCACCGUUUGGGCAAUGCCGACAUCCGAAAUCAACUCGGCACUCUGGCUCACGUCGUACUUGUAUUGCUUCAUGUAAUCGGGAAGGUACAGAUAGGGGAUAAUGAACC